This is a messenger RNA of Elaeis guineensis (African oil palm), 3095 nucleotides long. RefSeq lists its product as uncharacterized. Gene Ontology annotation, molecular function: protein binding; mRNA binding. The record is from RefSeq and is a predicted model, not a curated record. Gene Ontology annotation, cellular component: mitochondrion. Gene Ontology annotation, biological process: mitochondrion organization; RNA processing. Lineage: Eukaryota; Viridiplantae; Streptophyta; Magnoliopsida; Arecales; Arecaceae.
CCACUGGUCUUGCAAAGUCCAAUUCCAAUCCCCGCCUCCUUUCCUUGGUAGAUAUUAGAUAACAUCGCGGAGGCUCUUCGACCCCUUCCACCGUUUCCCGAAACCCCUUCCAUACCCCCACAAAAACCCCUGACCUUUUCCCCUCUCAUGGCCGAGAAGCUCUCCUUCUCCGUCCCUCUCCGCGUCCCAACUCCCCGUCCCUCCAAACCGCUCUUCCAAGACCCCGUCCCCGCCCCCUCCCCUCCUCUUCCCACCUCCCCUCCUCCUUCUCCCCUCGCCCCUCUCCUCCAAGACCUCUUCCGCCACCCUUCAACCCCCAAAGACGCCGCCUUUCCCUCUUCAUCCGCCUCCCCCUCCCUCCGCCGCCGCCGGCCGCCGUCCACCUCCCGGAAGCCCCUCCUCGGCAGGUCCCACGACCCCAACCGUGGCAAGCCCUGGGCCGUCAACCCCCGCGUCUCCCUCCGCGGUCACCACGCCCUCCACUCCCUCCUCCACUCCUCCGACGACCCCCCGGAUCUCGAUGAAAUCCUCCGACCCUUGGCCCCCUCCUCCGACCCCAACGCCACCGGCGGAGGCGUCGUCGAGUCCCUCCUCACCGACCUGCUCGGCAUCAUCGAAGGCCUGGCGUUCCACAAGAAGUGGGAAACCGCAAUCGAAGUCUUCAACUGGGCCCGCCGCACCUACGGCGACGCGCGGCUCUUCUCCGGCGGCGGCGGCCCUGUCGUACCCGUGGUCAUCAGUAUCCUUGGCCGAGAGGGCCGCCUUUCGGACGCCGCCGCCCUACAUCGAGCCCUCCAAGACCUGGGCUGCCCUGCCGACGUCUACACCUAUACCUCUUUGAUCACUGCGUAUGCCCGAAAUAGGAGGUACCGAGAGGCGGUUUCGGUGUUCCGGAGGAUGGAGGAAGAAGGCUGCCAGCCAACCCUCAUCACCUAUAAUGUGGUUCUCAAUGUCUAUAGUAAACUCUUCAUGCCAUGGAGCAAGGUUGUGGACCUUGUCAACGCCAUGAAGAAAGAUGGGAUUUUUCCUGACCGAUACACAUACAACACUCUCAUCAGCUGCUGCCGCCGUGGCUCGCUAUAUGAGGAGGCUACUGAUAUCUUCACUGAGAUGAAGUCGAUGGGUUGUUCGCCUGAUAAGGUGACUUACAACGUGUUGCUUGACGUUUAUGGGAAGUCUCGAAGGCAUGAGGAGGCGAUGAGUGUUCUUCGGGAGAUGGAAGCAAAUGGCUUCCCUCCGAGCAUUGUAACCUACAAUUCGUUGAUCUCAUCAUAUGCAAAAGAUGGGAUUUUGGAUGAGGCAAUGGAACUCAAGGAGCAGAUGGAGGCGAAGGGUAUUACACCCGAUGUCAUUACUUACACUACUCUGUUGUCCGGGUUUGAGAAGGCAGGAAAGGAUGAAUUUGCCAUGAGGAUUUAUGAAGAGAUGGAGAGCAAGGGGUGCAAACCGAAUCUGUGCACCUUCAAUGCUUUGAUCAAGAUGCAUGGCAAUCGGAGAAAGUUUGCGGAGAUGAUGAGAGUCUUUGAGGAGCUUAGGUCUAGUGGCUUUACACCAGAUGUAGUCACUUGGAACUCAUUGCUGGCUGUGUUUGGUCAGAAUGGGAUGGAUUCGGAGGUUUCAGGAGUGUUCAAGGAGAUGAAAAGAGCUGGUUUUGUGCCUGAGAGGGACACAUAUAAUACCUUGAUCAGUGCCUAUAGCCGAUGCGGCUCAUUUGACCAAGCUAUGGAAAUAUAUAAGCGGAUGCUUGCUGCUGGCAUUGGGCCAGAUCUUUCCACUUACAAUGCUGUAUUGGCUGCAUUGGCUCGUGGAGGACUUUGGGAACAAGCAGAGAACAUACACUCUGAGAUGAAGGAUGGACGUUGUAAGCCCAAUGAGCUCACUUACUGCUCAUUGCUGCAUGCUUAUGCCAAUGCAAAGAAAUUGGAUCGUAUGCAUGAUAUGUCAGAUGAUAUAUAUGCGAGGAAAAUACAGCCACACAACAUGCUUUUGAAAACACUAGUGUUAGUCAACAGCAAGAGCGAUCUCCUAGCUGAAACAGAACGGGCUUUCUUGGAGCUGAGGAAAAGAGGUUGUUCCCCUGACAUUACUACUUUAAAUGCGAUGGUAUCUAUCUAUGGUAGGAGGCAAAAUGUUUUGAAAGUAGAUAAGAUAAUGAAAUUCAUGAGGGCAAAUGGUUUUACACCAACCUUGACUACAUACAAUUGCCUGAUCAAUAUGUAUAGUCGGUUAGGAAACUCUGAGAAAUGUGAAAUGAUUCUUAGGGAAAUCAAGUUGAAAGGUGGGUGUCCUGAUCUUUAUUCUUAUAACACUGUCAUUUAUGCCUAUGGCAAGCAGGGUCGUAUGAAAGAUGCCUCAAGGAUAUUCUCGGAGCUGCAGGCUUCAGGUCUAAGGCCUGAUAUUGUCACCUAUAAUACUUUUGUUGCAAGUUAUGUAGCAAAUUCUAUGUUCGUAGAAGCUAUUGAUGUAGUUCGCUAUAUGAUCAAGCAUGGUUGCAAGCCACAUGAGAGCACAUACAACUCUGUAGUAGAUGGGUUUUGUAAACAAGGGAGGAAGGAUGAAGCAAACUCAUUCAUAUGUAACCUUCAGCAGCUCAAUCCUGCCAUUUCUAAGGAUGAACAGCAUAGGUUAUUGGAACGAUUGUCUAAAAGCUUUUCAUGAUUGUGGAAGAGGUUGGAAUGAGCAUGGAUGCACAUGCAACAGAAUUGAUGAUGUGUGCCUUAAGAUGGGCAAAAGGAUGGAAUGGCUUUACUUAUUAUCACUCUCAACUGUGAGGUCCCAGCAAUUUUGAGGAUGGAGAUUACGGAUUAUUUGAGCAUAUAGGACUGCAGGAGCCACUUGGAAGUUGAGUCAAGGAUGCAUCCUGAAUCUUUUAAAGCAUUGUACGUAUUUGAUCUUCACCAUGUAUGAGCUAUUUGCAUGCUAUUUAUUCCACAUAAAGAUAUCUUUUCUUGUAAGUUAUAUGCUCUUUACUUGUCUUGCACUGCAAUGUAAAUAAUACAGGAGAUGAUUUUUUAAAUUUUAUGUGCAUGGUAUUCUUUAUAUGGGUUCUGUAGUUUGGGGACAGAAGACACUGAAUCCAAUAGGAAUAUGCAAUA